CUUUUCAUUUUGUUUAGAAAUUUUGAUUAGGAAAGUGGUUUUCGUUAAAAAAAAAAAAUCUAUGGAUAAAAAAAUAUUGCAACCGGUAUGUCCCACAAAUCCUUUGGUUUACUUGGACAUAACAAUUGGCAAAGAGAGUGCUGGGCGAAUGAUAAUUGAACUGCGCAAAGACGUUGUACCAAAAUCAGCCGAGAAUUUCCGUGCUUUGUGCACAGGUGAAAAGGGCAAUGGUACAUUAGGUAAACCGCUCCAUUACAAGGGUAUACGUUUCCACAAGGUGACAAGCCUGUAUGUGGCACAAAGUGGCGAUGUUGUGAAUAACGAUGGCACCAGCGGCGAAAGUAUUUAUGGACCAAUUUUUGAUGAUGAAAAUUUCGAACUACUUCAUGAUGAAGGUGCCAUUAGCAUGGCAAACUAUGGACAGAAAGACACAAACAAUUCGCAGUUUUUUGUUGUGGCCAUAUCUAGCAAUAAUCUCGAUAACACGAAUGUAGUUGUUGGAAAGGUUCUGCGUGGUUUGUCUAUACUUUCGGAUAUGGAACUCGUUUCAUCGGAUGAAGGUGAACCGCAAGAGGAUAUAAUAAUAGCGGAUUGCGGAGAAAUACAUCCAGGCGAAGAUUGGGGCUUUUGCGAUAAUGAUGAGACUGAAGAUAAGCUACCGCCCUACCCCGUAGAUUGGGACAGAAAAGCUGACGCGUUUACUUUUGAGGAAAUACUAAAUUAUCUUACGGUAAUGCGAAAUGCUGGAAAUCACUUUUUCACUCAACAAAACUACCUCGAAGCGCGUCGCAAGUAUCGAAAAGCAGAUCGUUACUACAAUAUAUUUCUACUCCGUUUCGAUAAUCCGAAGUAUAAACAUCUUAUUAUCGGCGAGGGUGAUGUAACGAAGCUAAAAGAUUUCUUCGUGAUUAAUCAAACUAAUUUGGCUGCAGUGGAUCUCAAGCUGGAAAAAUAUAAUGAUGCAAAAUAUGCUUGCACAGAGGCGCUGCGUAUGAAUGAUGACUGCUUCAAAGCACUCUAUCGUCGCGGUCAAGCCAACAUUGGCCUCAAAGAAUAUGAAAGUGCGAUAGCUGAUUUGAAUCAUGCUAAUGAAAUUGUACCUAAUAAUAAGAACAUUUUAACCGAAUUAGUGCGCGCUAAAAAAUUACUCUCCAACUAUCACCAAACACAAAGAGAAGCAAUGAAAAAGUUGUUCGCUUAAACAUAUAAACCUCAUAGAAAAAA
Molecule: messenger RNA, 1224 nt
Organism: Ceratitis capitata (Mediterranean fruit fly)
Lineage: Eukaryota; Metazoa; Arthropoda; Insecta; Diptera; Tephritidae
Gene: Cyp40
Product: peptidyl-prolyl cis-trans isomerase D
Exons: 6
Coding region: 62-1201 (379 amino acids)
Biological process (GO): protein peptidyl-prolyl isomerization
Cellular component (GO): intracellular membrane-bounded organelle
Molecular function (GO): peptidyl-prolyl cis-trans isomerase activity; protein binding
Source: RefSeq, a predicted model, not a curated record